AGCCCUCCCUUCCCACGCCCCAGUGCGCUGCUGCGGGGAUAGUGGCUCUAUAAAGUAUAUCCUCCCUCGGAGAGAGAUAAGACGCCCGAGAACAGGAGGGGGAUGAAGAUGGCGGACGCCAAGCAGAAGAGGAACGAGCAAUUAAAGCGAUGGCUCGGCUCGGAGACGGACAUGGAGCCGCCUAUUCUGAAGAAGAAGAAGACGAAGGUGAAGUUCGAUGAUGGCGCAGUGUUUCUGGCCGCCUGUUCCAGCGGCGAUACUGAGGAGGUGCUCCGAAUGCUUGGCCGCGGCGCUGACAUCAACUACGCCAAUGUUGACGGUCUCACCGCCCUCCACCAGGCAUGCAUAGAUGAUAACGUAGACAUGGUAACUUUCCUUGUGGAGCAUGGAGCCGGCAUCAACCAGCCUGACAAUGAGGGCUGGAUACCCCUCCACGCCGCAGCCUCCUGUGGCUACCUGGACAUAGCUGAGUAUCUUAUAAGCCAGGGUGCAAAUGUUGGUGUGGUGAACAGUGAAGGUGAGACUCCUCUAGACAUUGCUGAGGAGGAGGCUAUGGAAGAACUCCUACAGAAUGAGAUCAACAGACAAGGAGUGGAUAUUGAGGCAGCUCGAAAAGAAGAAGAAAGGGUCAUGCUUCGGGAUGCCCGGCAAUGGGUCAACAGUGGCCAGAUUCAAGACACCCGGCAUGCGAAAUCUGGUGGGACCGCACUGCAUGUGGCAGCUGCUAAGGGAUACGUUGAGGUUUUAAAGCUUUUAAUCCAAGCAGGGUAUGAUGUAAAUAUUAAGGACUAUGAUGGCUGGACUCCUCUACAUGCAGCCUCACACUGGGGAAAAGAGGAGGCGUGUCGGAUAUUGGUGGAGAACUUUUGUGACAUGGACCUAAUUAAUAAAAUGGGCCAGACGGCUUUCGAUGUUGCGGAUGAAGACGUUCUGGGAUAUUUAGAAGAACUACAGAAGAAACAGAAUUUGCUACUGAGUGAGAAGAAAGAUGUCAAAAAAUCUCCAUUGAUAGAAACGACAACAACAGGAGACAACAACCAAUCACUAAAGCCCAUCAAGAGCAAGGAAACGCUACUGCUGGAACCUGAGAAGACUGCUCCACGCAUCGAGACCCUGGAACCAGAGAAGGUGGAUGAAGAAGAGGAGGGCAAGAAGGAUGAAUCAAGCUGCUCCAGUGAGGAAGAGGAGGAGGAAGACUCAGAGUCAGAGACUGAAACGGAUAAAAGCAAAUCUACAGCUGCAGUGAGCAACAGCACGACACCUGCUGCUAACACAAUCACGGUGUCAUCGCCAUCCAGCCCUACAAACCAGAUCACGACUCCCACUUCACCAUCUAAGAAGACUGUGCAGCCUACAACUAAGGUGUCGACUAAAGUGGAGGAUGAGAGGAAGGAUGAGUCUCCUUCGUCAUGGAGGCUGGGCUUAAGGAAAACCGGAAGCUAUGGUGCGCUCGCUGAGAUCACAGCUACCAAGGAAGCUCAGCGGGAAAAGGACACAGCGGGGGUGAUGCGCUCAGCGUCAAGCCCCAGACUCUCAUCCUCGCUGGACAACAAAGACAAAGAAAAGGAAAAGGACAAAGGAACACGGCUGGCUUACGUGGCUCCCACCAUACCCCGGAGACUGGCCAGCACAUCAGAUAUCGACGAGAAGGAAAACAGGGACUCUUCUGCUGCUCUGAUCCGAAGUGGCUCAUACACCCGGCGGCGCUGGGACGAUGACCUGAAGAACAGUGAAGGAAGCACCUCGACCAAUAGAACCUCUAGCUACCAGCGAAGCACGUCCCACACGCUAGCGCUAGGACGGAGUGGCAGCACGCGGGACGUGCCCGCCAAGUCUUCGUCCACCUCCAGCUUGGACCCUAAUACCUGUAAUACUAAACCCUGGCAGCCACCCACCUCCCACUACCAGUCUUACAGCAUUUACCGCAGCGGCUCCUUUGGAAGAAGACAUGAAGACUCAAGCUCCUCGACCACCUCCCCCUCUACAACAACCACUACCACCUCCUCAUCAGUUACCUCGCCCACUGGCCUCCGUGGCCUGGGCUCCUCCUCCACCCGCACUGGCUCCACCAGUCUCACCAGCAGGUACUGGUCAGAAGAGAGUGCAGAGAGGGAAAAGGAAAAAGAGAGGGAGUCUGCUGCAGUUAUACCCACAAUCAACACUGGCUCCACGACAACAACCACCACAUCUACCACUACUUCAACCGGCUUAUCGACUAUUACCGGCAGCGGCACUGGACCUGAAAGACGCAGAUCAUACUUGACCCCAGUCCGGGAUGAAGAAUCGGAGUCCCAGAGGAAAGCUCGAUCCAGACAGGCCCGGCAGUCCAGAAGGUCCACCCAGGGUGUCACACUGACUGACCUGCAAGAGGCUGAGAAGACCAUUGGAAGGAGUCGCACCCCAAAGACCCGUGAAGAGGAAAAGGAAGAAAAAGAAAAGCAGGACAAGGAGAAGCAGGAGGAGAAGAAGGAGACUGAAACCAAGGAAGACGAUUAUCGACCAAAGUACCGAAGCUUUGAAGAACGCUAUCGGACUUCGUCGUCCACGUCAGGCAUUUCCUCAGUCAGCACCACCACCCCAUCCUACUCCAGCGCCUCAUUGUCCUCCAGCUCCCUCAACAGACCCAACAGUCUGACGGGCAUCACCUCGUCCUACAGCCGAUCCUCCAGGGAUACAGAGAAAGAAACGGACAAAAAGGAGGAAGAGAAGGAAGGAGAUGACAAGUCCCAGCCCCGCUCCAUCCGGGAUCGCAGGCGGCCCCGCGAAAAGAGGCGCUCCACUGGGGUUUCAUUCUGGACUCAGGACGGUGAUGAGAAUGACCCAGAUCAACAGUCAGACUCAGAGGACGGGAGCACCAAAGGAGAGCCCCAGAGUGACAGAUUAUCAAGGAACGAGAGCAGCAUGUCAUCCUUAGAUCGCAAUGACUCUCUGUAUACCAGGAGUUACGGUGAGAGUCGGAGGCCUUACUCAAGCCGAUUGGAUCGAGAUGACACCACCGACUACAAGAAGCUCUAUGAGCAGAUCUUAGCGGAGAACGAGAAGUUGAAGGCUCAGUUACGUGACACGGACCUGGAGCUGGCCGACUUGAAGCUACAACUAGAAAAGGCAACCCAGAGGCAGGAACGCUAUGCAGACAGGUCGCAGCUUGAGAUGGAGAAAAGGGAAAGAAGGGCUCUAGAAAGGAAGAUUUCUGAAAUGGAGGAGGAACUCAAGAACCUCCCCCAGGUAAAGCAGGUUCAGGCCCUGCGGCAGGUGAAGGAGCGGCUGCAGGCUGAGAACCGGGCCCUGGCCCGAGUGGUGGCGAAGCUCUCGCAGUCCGCCUGCAGCCAGCUACCCACCGUUGAUCUCUGAUCCACGUCCGUCUGUCCGCCACCUUCACUUCCCCUCCCCCAAAUUCCAUUCUUCUCAUGCUCCAUUCGUGCUCUGACCCGCUCACGUAGACAGGCAGGUGUCCAGCCGACCAACCACCGCAGUCUUUCUAACCUCACCCGACUCCCCAGACCUUUUUUGGUUUUCAGAUUGGGGAGGGUGUCUUUUCUUUCUACGACAGGACACUUUCCUUUACCAGCCGUUUAAAAGACCCUCCCACGUCAAACCACAGCAGAUAAUUCAUCUGCUCCUCAAUGCGAUUCGGCUGUAAAAGAAAAGUGUCCCCAUUUUGGUGUUUCAGAUCUCAGUUUGGCUUGUCUUGGCUUCUGUGCAUGAAGUGGCUUUUUAUUUUUACCCCACAGUCGCUUUGUCGAACUCAGAGGCGCUGAAACUAAAAACUACAGUCAAAGAUGUUGACGCUAGCUACUAAAUCAGUGUUGUCAACAUUUACUCUCACAUGAGCUUCAGUUGUGGCAAUGCAUUAUGGGACUGAGAGGAUGAGCGCUUAUUACCCCCGGGCCAGAAUCAUGACGCGAGCCACAUCUAAAUCAAAGCGGGUCAUCUACACUCCAACAGGAAGAGACACUUGUGUCUGUCCAAACCUUUGAUGUCGUCUGGUCGUCUUUGAUUCCAACUGGCUGCAGACUAGGGCGUGUUCUUGCCUAUUUUUGUCACAUCAGCCUUCUUCUCAAGCCUGAAAUGCAGUGGCUGUCGGAGGCAUGAGUUGAUACUGGCUUCUUAAUGCUUUAUGAUACUCUUUUUUUUAUUUAUGUACUAGUGAGUUGAGCUGGCAGUUAAAGGCUUUAUAUCACCAUUCGUAUAUUCUCUUUCAGUCAUAAAUCAUUACUAUAAGACGAAAAACUGUUUCAUUGCGUUUACUUUCAGACGGAUGCUGACAUUUCUCUAAAGCUACAUGUUGCUCCUCAUUUAUUGUUUGUAUGUGACACAAUGACAACAUUUUUAUUUUCUGCCGAGAGAAAAAGUGAUAUCCACCACUGAUGACAUUUUGAUUUCACACAUGGCGAUAAGAUUAUAUUAGGCCUUCAUUAGUCAGAGUGGUGUGAGUGAGUGGUGUUAUAUGCCUCAGUCUUUGACUCAGAUAUUGCUCAUAUUUUUACAAAGAAGGCUUGGACUUUUUCAUUAUUCAAAUGUUGAGCUAGUUUCCUAAUUUAGUCAAACUGUAUGGCAUGAUGUGGUGUCAUAAUGGAGAGGUGGCCCUUGUCAGCAGGUUUGUCCAAACCUGCUGUUGACCUUGAGCCGUGCUGAAGGUUCUGCAUGGCUUUGUCGCGACUGGUCUGUGGUGUUCCCGCUUAUUUUUCCUCUCCAAUCUAAAAAGGAGGAGAAAAAUGGUGCAGUGUGAUUCGCCUCUCGCCAGUUAACCGACGCGGCCAGCCAGGUCCGGCGCACAGACCCGUCUAAGCUUCCGUCUCC
Messenger RNA from Synchiropus splendidus (mandarinfish), 4800 nucleotides. It is a transcript of the gene ppp1r12a, whose product is annotated as protein phosphatase 1, regulatory subunit 12A. Gene Ontology annotation, molecular function: enzyme inhibitor activity; protein kinase binding; phosphatase regulator activity. Gene Ontology annotation, biological process: signal transduction. Gene Ontology annotation, cellular component: cytoplasm; Z disc; A band. The record is from RefSeq and is a predicted model, not a curated record. Lineage: Eukaryota; Metazoa; Chordata; Actinopteri; Syngnathiformes; Callionymidae. Bases 103 to 3351 code for a protein of 1082 amino acids. The transcript is spliced from 26 exons.